Hydractinia symbiolongicarpus is the source of this 8973-nucleotide messenger RNA. RefSeq lists its product as uncharacterized. Gene Ontology annotation, molecular function: protein binding; chitin binding. NCBI's taxonomy places the organism in Eukaryota, Metazoa, Cnidaria, Hydrozoa, Anthoathecata, Hydractiniidae. The transcript has 38 exons. Gene Ontology annotation, cellular component: extracellular region. The record is from RefSeq and is a predicted model, not a curated record. The coding region runs from base 680 to 7849 and encodes 2389 amino acids.
GUAUGUUCCAAAUUUUGUGGGAAAGGAAAACUGCAGAGACGGAUUUUAAAAAAAUAUUAAAGGGAAAGGAAGAAUAUAACGUUCUGAGAAUUGAAAAAAUUUAAGUAGAGAAGUUUUUUUUUACAAUGUACAAAACUUGCUUACAUUAUGUUUGUAUUUUUGGUUUAUACUUGUGCUUUUACAACAUAACACAUGUCAACGUCUUUGGGAUGUUUACAUCUGCCACUAUAUAAGACAAAACUAAUAAGCUUCAUUUUUGACAUUUUCAAAAAAGGUAAUAUGCAAUUAAAGUUAAUGAGAUUAUUGUCACUAAAAAAUGCUCCAGUGAAAGAAAAAGUUAAGUUAAGCAGGAAUGAUAUGGAAAAAUAAGGAAAUACAUUGACUUUUUUCUUCUAAGAAAGGGGUAGCAUAGAAAAAAGACUGUACGCUGCUAUUGAAGCAAAUAAAUUCUUUAGUUGGUUACCUUACAACUUACAAUAAAUGAAUUUUGUUUGAAUUAGUAUCUUAGUAGUCUUCACCGGAUCGCUUGAAAUAAGAACGCCCUCUGCUGCUGAAUAGAAAUGUUAUAAAUUUCUGAAGCAUAUAAAGAUUUAAGCUUAAAAUAAAAAUGUUGUCUCAACGAACAUUUUGUAAAAUUGCAACUCUCACAUGAAUGUACUAAUAAAUAUUUCUUUAGGAAAUGACUGCCAUCAUUUGGUUGCUAAUCAUCAUUCCAUUCUGUGCUGCAGAACUUUGCGAUUUGAAAGCAGAUGGCAUGUACCAAGAUCCACACAAUUGCAAUGGAUUCAUAGAAUGUUUAAAUUAUGAAACUACAGAGUGGAAUUGUCCUCGUCCUGAUUUGUUUUUUGAUCCAGUCUUACAAACAUGCACCAAUGUUAAAUUUCCUGGUUGCGAAGAAGAGCAAGAAGUUCGGCAUGCUUUAUAUUACAAAUCAGUGGAUGGUAACAUCAAAUGUAUUAAGAAUGUCAGUUCAACUGUGGUAAAAUCACAUCCUUUGGGUUGUUGCUCUAUUAAUGAGAAAGUACGACACCACAAGGGAGAUAUUUUGUACUGGUACAAGGGAAAAGCAAGUGAAAACUGCUUUAAAAUCCAAACUGGUUAUUUUGCCUUUAUCCCUACACUAUUAGGUGACUGCACAAACAUGCUUGCUGAUGUUUGUGUCAACGAUCAAGCAAAUAAAUUUGAAAUUGUAUCAAAAUGCCGACAAGGUUUCUCAAGGUUAAAUUCUGUUACCUGCAUGAGGCAAGUUGCCCUAUGGAACAAAGAUCACUGCUUAUUAAAACCUGUUGAGAAAAAAAGAGAAAAUUGUUGCAACCUAAAUUUGAAGUGGUAUAUGCGAAUGAAUAGAAUAUACAAUCAAAAUGGAUUAUGCUGGUCAAUUGCAGGCGACACGUCGCAAAUACUUUUGCAGCGUGCAAAAGACGAUAAGAAAUGUCAUCGAUUUACUGGAAACAGUGAACAUUUUUUGACAUCGUUUAACGAUCCUUAUAACAGAUGCUUCACUAAUGACAGCCAAACAACUCUAAAAAGUUGUGGAUCACAAUCAGUAAAAGUGUAUGCAUGUGAAGAUGCAUUCGACGUUCAGACAAAACCUACACUUAGAAUUAAGCCACAAGAAUUUGUCUUCCUUUAUAAACAAGCUGACAACACAAGUAAUUGCGUGAUCCGAAAUUUACAAAGCUUUGAAAUAUCAUCGCCCUUCUCAUUGCAAUGCUGCUAUGGCAAUUCAAAGAUGAAAGUUUUCUCAAAUGGAAACGUGAUAAAUAGACAAGAAUAUUUACACGUUACCCCAGAGAGCCUUUUAAAAUUCACCCAGAUACACCAAACUGCAUUCAGAAUCUUAGAUGAUGGUAUUCUUCGUGUUGUAAACUUUGCGAACUGGUAUAACUUCAGAUACAAUAAAUACAAGAAAACGAUUCAUGUCGAGUCAUUCAAUGCCAGUAGUCAGAUUAACUUAAUGACACUUCAAUGCCCUCUUACAGUUAACUUAACUCAAACUGGAUCAUGGUAUAUUUUUGGAUCAAGUUCGUAUAUUUAUGUAAAAGAACCUAUGACAUUCGAUCAAGCUGAAAAGUAUUGUGCAAUAUUCAGUUCAACUCUCACUAGUAUCACGAACUACUUAGAACACGUAGCAAUCAAUCAAAUUGUAACGAGUCAAGAAUUUUGGAUUGGCUUAGUAAAGCGUAGUAAAGGUUGGGAAUGGUUAAAUAGUGAAAAUGUUAGUAGUGAGUACAUUCCCAAGUAUGCAUCUCACAUAUGUGGUGCUGGUAACUCAUCAACAUUGAUGUUGCACAGCGAUGACUGUAUGAAAAUGAAAUCAUUCAUUUGCAAGCGUGCUAUAAAUGACUCACAAACAAACAUAUGUGGCCGCAGUUGGAUUCCAUACCUUUCUGGUUGUUUUGCCUUGUUUAAGCAUAACAAAUCGUGGGCAGAGGGUCGUAACUUUUGUCAACUGGCUGGUGGUCGUUUAGCGGUCCCCAACACUGAAUGUGAGAAAAACUUUAUAGACGCCAUUGCGAAGAAAUAUAAAGGAAAAUAUUGGAUUGGUUUAUCUCGUAAAGCAAACAGUAGUGUUUUCACGUCUGAAGAUUCAUCCAAAGUAUACCAACUAGAUCCUUCCUUGGAUCUAAAUUUUACAACUUCAGAACAACAAUAUGUGUACAUUGAUUCGAGCAGGAAUUAUGAAUGGAAAAUCUCUGUAUUUAGUUCGCCUGAAACAUAUUAUUCAUUAUGUGAAAAACAUCUAAAUGUGACAAAUUCGAAAAGAAAUAACAUCAGUGAAACACCGCAACCAGAUACAGAACAUAAAUAUUGGAUUGCUUACCAGAAUAAUUCUUACUUAUUUGUCAAUGAGAAUGUCACUUGGUUUCAAGCGGAAAGAAUAUGCAGAGACUUGAGCAGUAACCUAACUAGCGUAUUGACUGCAGAUGAAGAAGACUUUCUGGUCAACGUUUUGUCGAAACAUACUCCUUUUUGGCUUGGUUAUGUUAAAGGAAUGUCUAGCUGGACUGAUGGUAAAAUAUAUGAACAAAAAUUUUGGGCAACCACAAAUACAUCUGAUGCAGGGAAAAUAUUUUUGAUUAAAACGAAAUGUGGUAUGGUAUAUGAAAGGAAUGAAAAUAAGAAUGCGUUUGUAUGUAAAAGAAUAAGAGAAAAUUACCUGCUGGGCGACAAGAAAACAUGUUCGGCAUGGUCACACAAUCUUGGUUAUUGCUACUACAUGUCUGAAAUUCAUACAACAAAAACAAUGGCAAAAUAUCUUUGCAUAGCAGGUGGUGGCAGUCUUCUUGAUGUAGAAAACGAAUGUGAAAAGCAGUUUGUUUUGUCAAAUACAUUCUGGGUUAAAGCAUCAGCAGACACUGUGGAUUUAAAGAGGAAAUUUGUUUGUGGCAAACCUGCAGCUAAGACUGCAAUUCUGGGGAGUGAAAAUAGUACUGAAGAAACUGGUGGCUAUUAUAAGCUAGAUAACGGCUGGUUUGUCUAUCAAAACUCCCAAUACUUUUUUGCGAGACUAGCUCUAAACAAAAGUGCAUCGCAACAGCUGUGUGAAGCGUUAGGAGGCGCGUUACCCUCUAUUACAACAAUAAGUAUGUUGAACUUUGUGCUUAACGCGAGUGGCAGCGAAAGUAUAUUUUGGACUGAUUUAGCAAACUCGACAAAACAUCAGCACUCAUUAUGGGUUCUUGGAAUACCUGAUUAUGGGAAUGAUCAAGACAUUAUGGCGACAAGGUGUGGUUUAACAUCAUCAACUAAUAUUAUAAUCAAUGCACAGGUUUGCCAAAGAGGUAACAAACCUGAAUAUAUAACUCACUGUGUACCGCCAUCUUUGACAUACAAUUCCUCUUGUUAUACUCUAAUUCCACUGGAUAUGACAUGGCAGCAUGCUGAACUAGUUUGCAAUAAUAUAAAGGCGAGUGUAUUAACGUUACCGACGAGACACGAAUGGCAUUACCUUCUGGGGAAUUUUAAGGAAACAACAGUUGCUGGUUCUUGGUUGGCAUCUUCGUCAGAACAGCGCAACAAAAGUAAUCUGUGUUUAUAUCUGGACGCUUUUGGAAAGACUGGUAACAUAUCAUGUCAACUCAAUAUGAAGUUUAUUUGCAAGAAAAAGAUGCACAGCAUACUUGGUGCUACUUUAGAGCCAACAACAACACGCUCAACAGGACCAGGGAUAUCAAUUAAAACACAGCUUCCCUCUGAUGUCGGUCAGUGGUCAACUUGGUCGCCAUGGUUACCUUGUGAUGUUCUUUGUGGUUCGGGCAAUCAAGUCCAAACACGUGAAUGCCUGAAUAAUCGAGGCAGAAAGAUUGACCCAGAGUUAUGUACAGGAAAAGCAAGAAAAGAGAAAAAUUGUUUGGGCUUUGGUGACUGUUCAAAAUUUUAUUCUGCUGGCGUUAGUCAAAGUUGUGCAGAUGUUUGUGAAAGCUUAGGAAAAAUUUGUGACAAACGAGUUCAAACCGGAGAUACAAAUGAGUUAUUUCGCGCGACUGGUUACCAGUGCUCCAACAACAUUUCAAGGGUUUUAUGGACAGGUGGAUUUCAACCUUAUAUUGACAUCAACACUUAUUUGUGUGUUGGUUACAUGAAACUGCCAAAUGAAAUCAACUGUGAAGUAAAACCAAGUAAACCGGAUUUUAGAAGAAUAUGUAAAUGUAUUAACCAAGAUGAUGUAGGUAUGACAACGUGGACACCAUGGAGCAAAUGUUCCUCAACGUGUGGUGGUACAUGUUUUCGCAGGAGGACAUGCGCACUAAGCUUUGAUGGGCCUUGUUCCGCAAAUAGAAAAGAAGUAAAGAAAUGUGGUCAUUCGGAUUGUCCAGUUCACGGUGAGUGGACAGCCUGGGCUGCUUGGACGCGCUGUAAUCAAACUUGUGGUCACGGUGUACAAAGUAGAAAUCGCAGCUGCUCAAAUCCUUUCCCAUCCCUUGGCGGUGAGAAAUGUUUUGGCGAAGAGAAACAAUACCAAGCCUGUUACGUUACCUGCACUGUUAAUGGAAGUUGGUCAACGUGGACAGCAUGGUCUGCUUGCAACAAACCGUGUGGUCAUGGCAAUUAUGUUCGAACAAGAACUUGCACUAACCCAUUGCCCUUAUAUGGUGGUUGCAUUUGCAAAGGAGUGUCAAAAGAAGAAACACCAUGUGGGACCGCUACCUGCCCAAAAGUGACGGUGCAAGUUUCAUGUAAGCUUGACAGAAAAUAUACAUUCGAUUUAACACACGGUAAAAUUCCAUUCGCAAAGUUGGAAGAUGAAAUACGUCACGAAAUAAUGAGCGACAACACUAUUGGAAAUGUGGAAAAGGUUACCUUGUUAAAAGCAUCACCCGGAAGCAUUGACGUGGUGUUCUCCAUUGAAUUCACGAAACUGAAUAAUUUUGAACUCUUGUCGCUACAAGACAGCAUAGAUGUGAAUCAUGCAAUCGGAAAAAUACCCAUCGUUCCAAAUACCAUAGCUUCAUUUAAAGCUGAUAAAGUUCCUACCUCACCGCCAAGCAAUAUCACAAUACGAACUUCAUCGCCAAAUUCGCUAACCAUAUUAUGGAAAGACGUCAACAUACGUGGUUUGGAGAUAACAUCUUAUAUCCUGUUCUAUCGAGAAAAAUCCAAGGUCUCAAGCAUGUAUGAUACAUUGAGUACGAACCAAACAUCCGCGGUUCUUUCUGGUUUAAAGGCUGGAACAAGAUAUGUGGUGAGAAUAUUGGCCAGCACCAAAUCAGGAAAUGGUAUCGCCUCCAAGGAAAUGGUUGUUCAAACAGAAGAAGAUGUUCCAAGUCUUACGCCUGGUAAUGUUACCGGUAUCAGCAUAUCUUUUGACAAGAUAUUCAUCCAAUGGAAAAGAGUGGACGAAGGUGCCAUGAAUGGAGUUUUAAUUGGUUAUGAUAUAAUUCUUGAUGAAAGUAUGAACAGGAAGAAAAUAUUUUUCCCGCAUGAAAAUACGAGUGUUAUAUUAGACAAGUUAAAGGGUGAUACUCAAUAUGUUAUCUCGGUGUGUGCGGUCACGAAGGCUGGCUCCGGACCGUGUGGAGUUACACAAGUGCGAACAAAAACUUCAGCACCAACUGAAUCGCCGAUGAAUCUUACAGUAGUGAGGUACUUACACAAUAGCCUUUCAAUACAGUGGAGACCAAUACCAGCAUAUGCAUUGAACGGAGAACUCAUCGGUUAUAAGGUACUAUAUAAGCCGAUGGAUACUCACGAAAAGGCCACAAGGUAUUUAAGACUAGAUGUUGCACCAUGGCAGACAUAUGCGAAGUUAAAUAUUUUGUUACCUAAUUCAAAGUACAUGAUACAUGUGCUAGGUAUUAACGCAUACGGGGAUGGCAUUGGAGCAUCAGUUACUGCCAAAACUUGUAAAUGUCCAGAAGUUAUCUACAGUAACUAUUACAUAACUAAGCCAUAUACAACUCGUCUAAGAAUGUUUUUUGAUGGAAUAUUUCCCACAGUUAUAAGAGAUAUGUUCACAUUUGCUUGUGGGUUUUGUCCUGAUGCCAACCAGAACACAACUACUGUUGACUUGACGUCAAAUGGUAAAUAUGAAUAUGCCAGUAAAUCAACGCUAGAGAGAGUUGUGGAAGAUAUUGAUGAUUUUACGCAAUUAAGUUUCCCACUUUCAGCAAGUGUGAAAGCCAAAGAUUCGAUGGACAUGGUUUACGUACCUAUAUUGAAAUAUCCGGGUUCUUUAUUUAUUAUUCGCCAGUACGACAUACAUGAACACGUGAUGCACGUUGUGGUACAAAUUCUUCAACUAUGGCCCCUGUUUGUGAUAAAUUUUAUGUUGAUCGUGUUUGUGGGAGCUGCCAUUUGGCUUUUGGAUGUAACAGGUAGUGGAAAAAAUCAUUUUUCCUUAAACAAAUGGGAUGGUAUAAGAGAGGGUUGGUACUAUGCCUAUGUUACACAAACUACCAUAGGAUAUGGUGACUUUACCCCCAAGAGGUUUCUUUCGAGGUGUUUUGCGAUCGGGUGGAUGUUUCUAAGCAUUAUUAUGUCAUCAGUGUUGUUAGUAGGCGCACUUACCACAGCUUUUACCACUUCUGCGUUGGAGGAGGUACAUACCAUAUAUGGAAGGAAGAUUGCUGCGUUGUCUGGCUCUUUUGAAGAAAAGUUAGCUACGUUGAGAAAUGGAAAGAUUAACAAAAAUAAAACUUAUUCAACAGUAUCAUCUUUGGUUAAUUCACUUGUUAACCAUGAAGUCGAUGGUAUUCUAUUAGAUGCUUAUACUUCAGGCUCAUACAAAUCCUUUUUAAAACAAGCUGGUGUUCAAGAAAAGAGCUUAGUGGAAUUUCCAAGAACUUAUGGUGUUGUAUUAUCUGGUGGCCUAGCACGAGUAAAUGAGGAAGUCCGUGAUUAUGUAGUUGCAAAUGAAGACAAAAUAUUAAAAGUUCUGGAAAUGUAUACUACGAAACUUAACCCAAAAGAAGCGAAACCUAUCAAAUCCUUAUUCGAUCCUCACUCUGAGUUUUUGAAACGAACACUUGUCAUCUUAUCGUGUUUAUUGUUCCUUUUUCUGAUGUUUGGUUGUUUUAUUUGGUUUUGUUUCUUAAGAAAAAGAGGUGGUAACUUCAAAAUAGAACCAGAAGAACCAAACGAAUUAGAGAAUUUGAAGACAUCAACAAAUCAUUUUAUAAAAGAUUUUUACACUUCAUUUACCAACAAGGUUAGACAAGUGUACCAACGACAUGAGCUAGAGAGGAUUAAAUUACGGUUUGAUCGUGGUGCAAGUAGCCUGCGUAACGUAAACACUUUUUCACCAAACAAGCGGUAUAAAACAAAAACAAAGACCUCUGAUCGUAAUGUAUCCAUCAAUGGGAAAAUAGAACUCAAGUUAGACGAAAUCAAAUACACAGCAUGUUGAAAGACAACAACGAAUUGGAAUGGUAGAUGUCUAUAAAAAUGUAAAUAGAGUUGUAUAUGUAAUACUAUGUAAUAAAAUUCAGCAUUUAUUUUUCAUGAUACUACUGUAAAGCGGUAGAAGGUUCUAGGAAGGAGACUAGUUAUGGCUAAACCCAAAAUGUUUGUGUAGCCUUAUUACAUCCCUAGAUUUCAGCCCCAAGAUGCGCUUUUAUAUCCUUCCCGUGAUUAGUUUUUAGUACUACUAGUAGUACGCAGUACAUGAAAACGCGGGAAGAGAGCUUAGUAGAACGUCUGUACACCUUUUUGCAAAAAUUAUUUUGGCCAAGCAAUGUAAAAAGGGUAAAAUAAAUAACAAAGAAAUAAAACAUUAUUUUAGAUUGUUUUUAUAUUAAUUCUGAAAAUACAGCGAAUCAAUGUUAACAGACACCAAAAUAUACCAUCUGGUAAAUUUAUGCGUUUUCAGUCUUUGUUGAUAAUUUUUCACUUUGUCUUCGGAGCCGCAAUCUGAUACCUCUAAACACACGCAAAGCUGUUCGAUCACUUGCCACUUGUCGUCUUAAUAUGUUUGCUUGUCUCGUAGUUGCCACAAGCCUGCAGGCGAAUCGUCUGAUAAUAAUUCUGAUGCGUGUUCUUAAGCUUCUGACCAAAUUGGCUAGCCUUCUGAGAGCCCUGUUGACUACUCUAAGUCUGUCUUCCGUCCCUUCGGUUGCUGUACCUAAAACAAAUUCAGAUGGUAUUUUUAGAACGGCCAUAAAAUAUUAAAAAUUAUGCAAAUUAGCAACCCCAAAUGUGUUGCUUACUAUCAACUGAAAUGUAUAUGCAAGAUUAAUAAGUACUUACUGGCCAAAAAUAAAUUAGUUGUUCUUAUCACUCGAUUCAAUGUUCCUAGAGCCUGAUCAAUGUUUUCAACAGUAGGGGCUAGCGGAACGGCUGGGACAUUGGUGCAGUUAAGUGGAGCAGUGGUAGGAAUGAUAGAUGCUGUAGUUUCUGCAGUUGUUGAUACAUCUUGUGAAAAUGUUCCUAUUCAAAGAACAAAAAAAAAAUGAAAAGUGUACAGUCAUAGAUCUUAUCCGAUUGUGUACGUUAUUAAGUAAGUACGUACCUGCUAUGAAAGAAAAUACAACA